AUGACAUCGGAAGGCGACGCGUCCAGUGCGGAGGAUAGGGUCGAUUUGAGAUCCGCUCCGGUAUCCUCAUCGGCUUCCUCCCGACCAAAGACCAAACCUACCGCUUAUAUCGAUGACCUUAUUGCUGAAAACCAACGAUUGAAGAGCAACAGCGGCAUUGGAAGUCAAUCUCGAGCAGCCAACCUGCUCCCAGAUCUCGCAGUCGUUGCCCCGGUAAAAGAGACAACAGAUACUAAUGCAACUGCCAUCCCAGCGCCAUCGCUUGAUGAACGACCAUGGUUCUUCGACAUGAAUAUUCCACACACGCCGAUUCUCAUCGGUGAGGCCUCGGACGCCGCAUUCGCUACCCGCUUCCGCCAAGCAAUCUCAUCAGCUGAGAGUAGUCACAUCCCGCGGGUGAACUAUGCCACAGAUGAGAGGCUGCUCGCUCUAUCUGAUACAGACUGCCCUUGGCCUAGUCCGGCAAGAGCACGUUUUCUCGUCGGGGUUGCCCUGAGAUAUGUCAGCCGUUGCUACCACAUCAUUCGCAAGAGCUCGAUUCUGGAUGCCUUGGAACAGACCCUCCAGAACCCGGCUGAAAGUGAUUCGCUUCUCAAGAGUAAGCUUUGGGCGAUGUUUGCUAUCGGCGCCAUGUACUCGACUCGAUCUGCCACGUCGGAAAAGCACUUCCCCGGCAUGGGCUACUUUGCACGGGCAACUCGCAUCCUCCGCAUCGUCAGCGAACGACCGAGGAUCGAUGUUGUCGAGUUGAGAUUGUUGCUGUCUUUCUACUCUCUUGCGCUCAACCGGCGACAUACCGCCUACACUUUUGCCGGCUCCGCGACCAGGCUCGCUGUUGUCAUGGGCCUUCAUCUCAAUGUUCCCGAGACGCAGCUCAGAGAUGCAGCCGCUCGAGAGCAUAGGGUCAGAGUUUGGUGGACAGCAUACAUCUUCGACAGGAUGUGGGCAGCCAAGUUAAGCCACCCAGUAGCCGUCCAAGACAUCGAUAUCGAGGUGGACCUGCCAUCGAAUCCGGUUGUCGACGAUAAUAUAGCGGAUGACUUUGCCGAUGCAUCAUAUUUUGUUGCUAGUUGCGCUAUCAGCACCACCCGUCCGAUUCUGCUCCAUGUGCUGCGAACGCAUGUCGCAUCUUGGGGAACACCAGAGACCCCAGAACCACGAGUUCCGGCCACCGCCAUGACUCUCGCAGAAACUUGCAUACGUUGCGCUCGUCACACCUGCCGACUGCUGACAGAAUGCUGGAUCGACGGGUCUUUUGCAACGUUUGACUACUUCUACACGCAGUAUCUCUUCUCAGCCGCCACCAUCCUCGCUGCAUCUAGCCUUCUGAGCGGCAAAGAGAGUCACAAUGACAGAGAACAAUUUGAAGAAGCAGCUCAGUUCUUGUCUCAGCUGAAAGAUAAUGGCAACUAUGCAGCUGAGGAGUUCUGCCAUCAUAUCGACGCUAUGAAGCUUACAAUGGCCGCAGCUCACGUGCGCCGUGGUGAUUUCGCCGGGGCGGGAGACUCGGCGGCUUUGCUGAACGACACAACAGCGGCUUUCACGGAUGCUGCAGUCAACCUCAACCAACCUUUCGCAGAGCAAAACACAACCGCUGGUAUGGCGCUCAACGAGCCGUCGUUACAGGAGCUCCUAGCCCAGCCACUCCUCGACUUGCAGUUUAUAGAUGCGUCGAUCUACAAUGAUGGGGCUCAGGGACUUUAUUGGCCAGAUUUCAGCCCGGAAUCAUGGACGCCUGAGACGUGGACUGCAACUUGA
This is a messenger RNA of Colletotrichum costaricense, 1758 nucleotides long. Its product is annotated as fungal specific transcription factor. The coding region runs from base 1 to 1758 and encodes 585 amino acids. Gene Ontology annotation, cellular component: nucleus. Gene Ontology annotation, biological process: positive regulation of transcription by RNA polymerase II; DNA-templated transcription. NCBI's taxonomy places the organism in Eukaryota, Fungi, Ascomycota, Sordariomycetes, Glomerellales, Glomerellaceae. The transcript has 4 exons. The record is from RefSeq and is a predicted model, not a curated record. Gene Ontology annotation, molecular function: zinc ion binding; sequence-specific DNA binding.